Molecule: messenger RNA, 1750 nt
Organism: Choloepus didactylus (southern two-toed sloth)
Lineage: Eukaryota; Metazoa; Chordata; Mammalia; Pilosa; Megalonychidae
Gene: BCKDHA
Product: branched chain keto acid dehydrogenase E1 subunit alpha
Exons: 9
Coding region: 16-1377 (453 amino acids)
Biological process (GO): branched-chain amino acid catabolic process
Molecular function (GO): oxidoreductase activity, acting on the aldehyde or oxo group of donors, disulfide as acceptor
Source: RefSeq, a predicted model, not a curated record
AGAGAGCGUCAAAGCAUGUGGAGCAGUUUGCCAGGCGAUGGGGGAAGAGGCAGUUUAACUCUAGUGAAGAGGAGAGAGCAGAGAUGUGGUGGUAGAAACGGUAACAGCCAGUGUUGUUCUGAGCGUUUGCCAUCUGACUUACAGCAUCCCCGGGGACAGCAGCAGCAACAGUUCUCAUCCCUGGAUGACAAGCCCCAGUUCCCAGGUGCCUCAGCAGAGUUUAUAGACAAGCUAGAAUUCAUCCAGCCCAACGCCAUCUCUGGAAUCCCUAUCUACCGCGUCAUGGAUCGGCAGGGCCAGAUCAUCAACCCCAGCGAGGAUCCCCAGCUGCCCAAGGAGAAGGUGCUGAAGUUGUACAAGAGCAUGACUCUGCUCAACACCAUGGACCGGAUCCUCUAUGAGUCCCAGCGGCAGGGCCGGAUCUCCUUCUACAUGACCAACUACGGCGAGGAGGGGACGCAUGUGGGGAGCGCGGCCGCCCUGGACAACACGGACCUGGUGUUCGGCCAGUACCGGGAGGCAGGUGUGCUGAUGUACCGGGACUACCCCCUGGAGCUGUUCAUGUCGCAGUGCUACGGCAACGUGAAUGACCCGGGCAAGGGGCGCCAGAUGCCUGUCCACUACGGCUGCAGGGAGCGCCACUUCGUUACCAUCUCCUCUCCACUGGCCACGCAGAUCCCUCAGGCGGUGGGGGCAGCCUACGCAGCCAAGCGGGCCGAUGCCAACAGAGUCGUCAUCUGCUACUUUGGUGAGGGGGCAGCCAGCGAAGGGGAUGCCCACGCCGGCUUCAACUUCGCCGCCACUCUCGAGUGCCCCAUCAUCUUCUUCUGCCGUAACAAUGGCUAUGCCAUCUCCACGCCCACCUCCGAGCAGUACCGCGGGGAUGGCAUAGCAGCUCGAGGUCCUGGGUAUGGCAUUGUGUCGAUCCGCGUGGACGGCAACGACGUGUUUGCUGUGUACAAUGCCACGAGGGAGGCCCGGCGGCGGGCCGUGGCAGAGAACCAGCCCUUCCUCAUUGAGGCCAUGACCUACAGGAUCGGGCACCACAGCACCAGUGAUGACAGCUCAGCCUACCGCUCGGUGGAUGAGGUCAAUUACUGGGACAAGCAAGACCACCCCAUCUCCCGGCUGAGGCACUACCUGCUGAGCCGUGGCUGGUGGGACGAGGAGCAGGAGAAGGCCUGGAGGAAGCAGUCCCGCAAGAAGGUGAUGGAGGCCUUUGAGCAGGCUGAGCGGAAGCCAAAGCCCCGCCUCAGCCUGCUCUUCUCGGAUGUGUACCAGGAGAUGCCUGCCAUGCUGCGCAAGCAGCAGGAGGCCCUGGCCCGGCACCUGCAGGCCUACGGGGAGCACUACCCCCUGGAGCACUUUGAGAAGUGAGGCCCAGACCCGCCGUCUCCCCUCCUCCCAUCCUCCCCAGAGGUGGCCCCUCCGCGGGGGAGAGGAAAAGCUGGCAGGGCACCACCCCUCCCCCCAGCCAGCUCCUUCCAGAAUACUCCAGGGGCCGGGGCAGUGGUGGAGACGGGGGCAGGACAGCUCCUGCCCCUCACCUGUUCUGUUGGUGGGAAGCGAGGCGGGGACAGUGUUUGUAGUGGUCACCCCACCGCCCCUCUUGCCUGCUGUUAUGGUGCCUUCUCUUGCACGCUGGGGGAGGCACCUCUGGCUGGGUGUGGUACGGCACAUUGGCCCGUGGGACUUACACAGGGUGAGCAGUGGUCAGCAAAGUUAGUGAAUAAACUGUUUCUCUGCCUUA